AUGUCGAACAGAGUUGAUCCUUAUCCAGAUAUCGAAACAGAAAACACCGAUGAAGUCGUCACAACUCAACCUAUUUCUGAGACUUGGACACCUCAAAAAAUAAUCAUUGAAUCUUCAAAGACCGAAGAAUCGGAAAAGAUAGUGGAAGAAGAAGAUAUUCCAGUAGCGGGAGAAACAAUCGAUGAGGAAAUUGUCUCAACGAACGAAUUCGAGAGCACUGGUUUACCUGAUUACUACGAAGAGGUUGAUGUUGCUGAGUCAGACUAUGGAUGCUUUCGUGAUUGCUGUGUUGAUUGUGCUUCUGAAGCAACAUUCUGCGAAACCCAUGGAAUAUGGGAGGCGAUUGUUGACAGCUUAUGUGACUGUUUAUGUGACUGCUUAGGUGACUGCUUAGAUGACUGUUCAUGCGAAUGCGAAGACUGA
Messenger RNA from Oikopleura dioica, 423 nucleotides. The record is from the annotation of a GenBank genome assembly. NCBI's taxonomy places the organism in Eukaryota, Metazoa, Chordata, Appendicularia, Copelata, Oikopleuridae.